UGGCGGACAUGCGUCGUUUUCAAGUGCCCCGCAGGUGGCCACACUGCUGACACCGUCACGAACGCAUCGCUAUCGCUAAUUCUUCGCUUCGCCCAUUUAUAAUUCAGCAAAUACGUCAAUUAGCCCCACCAGCGAACGGAAAAGCCUCAAGCUGGCGGAGAAAAAGGUCCAAAUGGCGCUAUGCCAGACAUCGGUGCUGAAGGUGUACCAUGCCGUGAUCGAGGACGUCAUCACAAAUGUGCGGGACGCGUUCCUGGACGAGGGCGUCGACGAACAGGUGCUGCAGGAGAUGAAGCAGGUCUGGCGCAACAAGUUGCUUGCUAGCAAGGCCGUCGAGCUGAGCCCGGACUCCGGCGAUGGCUCCCAUCCGCCACCCAUCGUGGCCAACAAUCCAAAGAGCCACAAGGCAGCGAAUGCCAAGGCCAAGAAGGCCGCCGCCGCAACCGCGGUCACAUCACACCAACAUAUCGGCGGCAACAGCUCCAUGUCCUCGCUGGUGGGGCUUAAGUCGUCCGCUGGAAUGGCCGCCGGCAGCGGCAUAAGGAACGGGCUGGUGCCCAUCAAGCAGGAAGUCAACUCACAGAAUCCACCGCCACUGCAUCCUACCUCGGCUGCAAGCAUGAUGCAGAAACAGCAGCAGGCGGCGAGCAGUGGACAGGGUUCCAUUCCAAUUGUGGCCACGCUGGACCCCAAUCGCAUUAUGCCUGUUAACAUCACGCUGCCAUCGCCAGCCGGCUCUGCCAGUUCGGAAUCUCGAGUGCUCACCAUACAAGUGCCUGCCUCCGCGCUGCAGGAGAAUCAGUUGACCCAAAUUCUGACGGCCCACCUGAUUUCAUCCAUCAUGUCCUUGCCCACCACGUUGGCCUCGUCUGUGCUUCAGCAGCACGUAAACGCAGCGCUAAGCAGCGCCAAUCACCAGAAAACUCUUGCCGCCGCCAAGCAAUUGGACGGUGCCCUGGACUCCUCCGAUGAGGAUGAAAGCGAGGAGAGCGACGACAACAUCGACAACGAUGACGACGAUGACCUAGACAAGGACGAUGACGAGGAUGCGGAGCACGAGGAUGCUGCCGAGGAGGAGCCGCUCAACAGCGAAGACGAUGUCACCGACGAAGACUCUGCCGAAAUGUUUGACACAGAUAACGUGAUUGUUUGUCAGUACGAUAAGAUCACCAGGUCGCGAAACAAAUGGAAAUUCUAUCUCAAAGAUGGCAUCAUGAACAUGCGGGGCAAGGACUACGUGUUCCAGAAAUCGAAUGGCGACGCCGAGUGGUAAUGGAUGGCAGUUGAGCGAACAGCGGCGGCAGUGUGAAUAUAUAUAUUAACAAAAGACAUCAAACAAAAAGCCUCAUCGAAUGCGCCUUCAGCCCUGGACGACAAUGGCUAACCAGACCGGACUCUGCAUCACUGGGCAACAUGACCAAGCAACACCGUCUGCACAGAAAGCAACGUACUCGGGCCGACACUGUAUCUUAUUUUAGUUCCAUCUGUUUUGUAUUACGAUAGCUUAAGGGUGUGUUGCAACCAACCAUCUCGAUUAAAUGUAUUAGAGUGCCGCAUAACUUUUGUGUCAAUAAACAAAAACAUUUGUGAAAGUU
Messenger RNA from Drosophila melanogaster (fruit fly), 1595 nucleotides. It is a transcript of the gene TfIIA-L, whose product is annotated as transcription factor IIA L. Gene Ontology annotation, cellular component: nucleus; transcription factor TFIIA complex; nucleoplasm. The transcript has 7 exons. Gene Ontology annotation, biological process: transcription initiation at RNA polymerase II promoter. Bases 173 to 1273 code for a protein of 366 amino acids. The record is from RefSeq and is marked reviewed. NCBI's taxonomy places the organism in Eukaryota, Metazoa, Arthropoda, Insecta, Diptera, Drosophilidae.